UCUUUUCCCCUCCUCACCUGAUUUGCGCGAUGAUCCCAGCAGAAAGUAUAUCGUGGCCAGCCAUUACAUCAGAAGACGCGAAGAGUUUGAUGUCGUCGUUGUUGAAAAAACGUGUGCGUUGCAAAAUGUAUCAAGUGGCUAAUUCGGGGAAAUUGAUUUCUCCUGAGGAGGAACCAAGUUCAUCGAAGCUACCUAACAAUGUACCGGCGUUCCUCAUGAAACUUUGGACGCUCGUCAACGAUCCAAAAACCGACAACCUUGUUUGUUGGUCAGUGAAUGGAAAAAGUUUUAUAAUCAAAGAUCAGACACGGUUUGAGAAAGAAUUAUUACCAUAUUAUUACAAACAUAAUCAUAUGGCUAGUUUUGUACGUCAACUAAAUAUGUAUGGCUUUCAUAAAAAAAUAUCUGCAGAACUGGGUGGCCUAAAAUGUGAUAAAGAUGAGAUGGAAUUUGCGCAUGAGUAUUUUUGUAUAGGACAACCCUCUCUGUUAAUUCAAAUCAAAAGAAAGAUUGCGAAUAGCAAAACUCAAAAUCAAGAUACAGGAGGAGAUCCAACUCUUAAGCGAGAAUUAAUGAGCAAAAUGUUAUCGGAAGUAAGAUGUCUACAAGGACGUCAAGAGCAGUUUGACUAUAAGUUGGCAUUGAUGAAGAAUGAAAAUACAUUAUUGUGGAAAGAGCUUAUGAUACUGAGACAGAAGCAUUUGCACCAACAAGAAAUCGUUAACAAACUUAUUCACUUCCUCAUUACCCUUGUACAAUCAAGGAGAGGCAAUCUAACUGUUAAGAGAUGUCUAUACCCGUUAAUGAUAGACGAUUCAAGUCGCCCACGUAAAAAAAAUAAAUUGUCAGAGCCACAAGCCUCCCCUACCGGGCCAGUAAUUCAUGAACUUAGUACAUCGGAACCUGGAUUGGAUUCCGAAUAUAUCGUUGCCGAUGAAAUGGAAGAUCCAGCUGUUCAAAGUCCGCAAUCUAUCGAUGAAUAUGUGCAGAUACCAAUGGAUAAUAAAAUUGAGGAGGAUAUUAAAAUACCACAUUCUGAUAUUAUGCAGUACAAUGCGUUUAAUGAAUCGAUGGCUACAGCAGAGAGACAUGUUGCAGCAGAAACGAGGAAAACCAAGGUGCCUGUCAAAAUUUUGAUCCCGCCUUUGCAAAAUGGAGAAAAACCAAGGGAAGAGUUACAUUUGCUCGAAAUGCCAGACGACAGGCAAGAGUCACCAGAAACUAUUAUCACUACAUCGAAGAACGAGUCGAUCGACUUAAAACCUCCUGUACCUGUGGCGACGGUGCGCAGUUCUAAACUUGCGGCAAUGGUAGCUAACAUGAAGAAAUCUCAAGAGGACAUUGAUCAGGAAUUAGAUAUAGAAACCUCAAUAGAUGAAGACAUUUCAGAUAAUGAUACUUCUAGUCUAGUGAAUUUCGGAGAUAUUUUACCUGAUACGAAUGUGCCCAAUAACGAUAAUAUGAGAAAUAAUAUCGAGAACAAAACGAACGCCGGUCGCAGGCCCAGUAAAAUGAACAAAGGAUUUAAUCACAUUUACGGCGGUAAAAGUGUAUUGAAGAGUAAUAAUAAUCGUAACUGGCAUGAUAAAAAUGUAGCGACAAAAUCUACAUGUGAAGAGAAACGCAAUUAUGAUAAAGCGAGUACGAGCUCGUCUAAGGAUUUGUCCUUAAGCUGCGUCAAUUCAUCAGGAAUGUCCGACACUAAUUACAGGGAAGAAUUGGAUAAUCAUCUGGAGUCAAUGCAAGCGGAACUGGACAAUAUCCGUGAUAUGUUACGUGGCGAUGGUUACAAAAUUGAUGCUAACACUCUUCUUGGGUUAUUUAGUAGUGAUGAUUCCAUAUCAUUUGGACUAUCCGAUUUACCACUUUCCAUUAAUUCGGAAUUGAAUCCAGAAAUGAAUUAUGAGAAAAUGGAGGAGAAAGAAGAGAAUACUUUCCAGAUUCCAGAAUCAGAGAGCAGAUUUAAUCGUGGAGAAGUCAUGGCAUACUCAUCAGGCAUGGAUUUUGAACAUUUGUUAUCAGAAGAGGGUCAAUCAUCAUUCCGAUUGUUGAUGGAACAGCCUGAAGCAGUUAAUACAGACUCGAUAUUAAAUUCUGAUCCUUUAAAUUUAGAGAACGGUAAAACUUCAUUUUUCAGUGAUCCCUUAGAAAAAGAUAUGAACUCAAGUCCGUAAGAACUACUAUUUCUGGAAUCUCUAUUGUUCAGAGGAAAAGAACAACUGAUGAAUAGAAUUAGGCAUAAUACGUGUUUAUGGCAACGCGUCAUCCAUGAAGUAUUGUACGAGGGCAAGGUUUAAUUUCCCGUAAAGGGAAAUCACAGUACUUCGGAUAGUUCUACCAUCACCUCUUCAGAUAUAUUUGGCUUUAUACUAGCUUAUUGGAACCAUUGGUUUUACAGGACUCAGUACUACAGAAAAAUUAUGCUGUUUAAUAAUUUUCUAUCGAUAGAAAAACUUGCUAUCAAAUAGAUAAUAACUGCGGAAAUGCAAAGUUUCACAAAAAUGUCCAAUAUACUUCAUCGUAGAUUUGCACACAUAGUGAUGUAACAUGAAGAUAGUUGUAUCUUUAAAGUUUAUACUUCUUUGUACACUGAAUGAUUACGUAUUUAUUGGAUGAUUAAAAAUAAUCGAUAUCAUCUUUUGUUUCAAAUACCUCCUCGGAGUUUCCUUGGUAUUUGGAGAAAUUUACUGAGAAUCUUUAUAAUGUUACCUCGUCGGUGUCCUCGCCAAAUGGUGUCUAGGAUAAAUCGGAUCCGAUACAGUAGAGUCUCGUUAUAUCGUCAUAUUGUCUGGAAUUUAGUUAAAAAGUUAAAAGCUCUUGAGACGCGAUCAAAACAAACAAAGAAUAAGGCAAAUAAGAGCCAACCGCCGUUAUUUUAUUACGUAAUCAAUAAAAUUUUUAUUAAAUUUUAAAUUUCGCCUUUACGAUUAAAUUGUAUAUUUUGCUUGUCUUACGGUAGUUGGCUCUUACUUGCCUUAUUUUUUGUUUAUUUAGAAUUUAGGUUUUAAAUUUUUGAUUUUUCGAACACCGUAGAUAUAAAACGUACUUGAUAAAACAUACUAAGACCACUCUCUCCAAUAGCAUAGAAGCUCUUUCGUUUCAGCUUAUUGCAUACAUAAGCAUAUAGCUGUGUAAUAUCGCGAUUUUUAUUUAUUUGAUUCAUUUAUUGUAUCACAGGAUUAUUGGAGUAGUGUGAGGUUAGUAUGCAAUAAGUGGGAGUAAUUGGAAUAGUGAGCAGUGAUAUAGGGAGGACUAACACUAGAGUAAAAACAUAUAAGGAGGAGAAGAAUUUAUAACAAGGUUCUACUGUAGUCUGUAUCAUCAGCACUGCGAGGUUUGAUAAUAGAAGACAUGCAAAGAACAGAUAUUCAUAUAGGUUGAUGGCAACGCGAAAUUUGAGCUACUUAUUUUGUAGAUAUUAUGUUGAUGAGUAAGAAGUAAUUAUUCAUAUAUGUAAGAUUUCUAAUAAAAGUAAAACCUUAAAACAUCUUACUUGUCGAAAGAAAGAGAAAUUCGAGUCCGCAAGAAUUCUGUUGUAUUAUAAAUAUAGCGAUGAUAAUUAUUUUGCAUAUACAAAAUAUCACUUCUUAUCCAUCGAUAUAUAAGUUGCGACACGAUUAAAUUGACAAUUAACGUUUUAUAAAACAAUCCUAACGCCUUUAAGCAAAAUUAAAUAGUAAAUUAGGUAAUAAAUAGAUGUCUAUGCAAAAUGGAAUUUUCAAAAUUUAAAAUGAAAUUUCUAAAGUGGACUUUACAAAAUUUGGUAAAUUAACUAAAAGUAAUAAAAGUAAGAUUAAAAUUUUCAUUCUUAAUUAUUUGUACAUAAAAUUGAGUAAUUUUGUGUUAAAAAAAAUGUAAAAAAUUUGGUGAAGAAACUUAUGGCUUUUGUUGCAAUUCGUAAAAUGUAUCAAGAUAUAAUGUUACGUCAUAAACAUUUUUGUAAAAUAUAUUAAAAAAUUAACUUUUUCUGGAAAAUACUGCUUUUUUUUUACAAAAAUUCCAUAAUAGUUAAUUAUCUCACCAUGGUACAAGAAAAACUUAAAAAGUGAUAGUGCGAGUUAAGGUUUCAGUGUUUUAUUUGCAAUACGUACGCUUUUUCGCAUUCUCGAAAAACGUUUAGUAGAAAUUAAUAUCUUCCGAAAAACUAACGAUAAAAAUAGUCGGCAUAUUACUUAGUCGGUUACUUAUUGUUUAUUAUGUGCACUUUAGAAAAUUAAUUAUCUAAGGUUGAUGUUCAAGAUAUUAGUUAUAAAACCUAAUUUGACUUAUUAAUGACACGCUAACUUUGCUGAUGUUUUGUUCUAGCUUGUGUAAGCAGUCUAAGCGCGCUACAUGUGUCUCAAAACAUGGCGGAAAAAUAAGUGCGGUUGAUUAAAAUACAGAAACCUUAAUCUUGAACCUCUAUUAAUAAGUUAGUGGAUUGUGUUAUCGUGCAUUAGAAUGUACGAAUUCGCCCAGCGCGAAUGCAGCGAUUGGUCUUGUCGUUCGCCACUCACAUCUAUGGCGAAUCACGCAGAUGAGAGAACUCCCAGUGCGCAUUAGAGUGCGAUAAACUACUUAUUGUAUUCGCAUUAUAGUAACGUUUUAUUCGAAUUUAUAGAGAUAAGUAGUUAGUUUUUAUAUUCACUACUAAGAGUGAUGUUUGCGCAAUAUGUAUUAUUUACAGAUUAGUGUAAAAUCCAACAUGUAAUAUACUUGUUUGUGACACACACACACACACACACACACACGUAUAAGAGCGCGUGUGCGCCUCUCUUCCUCCUCUUCCCUUCCCUUUCCUAUUUCUCUCUACUAUAUAUGUAUAGUAAAAUGUCAGCCAUACAUUUCCUGUUUAUAAGGGCUUAAAUUUUACUACUUUAAAGCUUUAAGCAUCGAAAUAAGGUGAAAAAAGUGAGAAGUUAUAGAUGUAGCAUCUUUUGAGACCGUACAUUUGUUCGGAAGAAUCGCUAAUGUAUAUGAUGGAUAUUUAUUGUUAAAACAAUUAAUCGUCGAUAGCUAUUCGCGCGUGUAUUUUUGUAUUAUGUAAAAUAUCUCUACUAACUGUUUACCUUAAUGCCAGAUUUAUGUUCGGUAAGAGAUGUCGACGUGCGAGCGUUUGUGUGUACGAAUAACUAUAUAAUAGGUAAUAUUGCACUCUCUCUGCCUGAGAUAUCAAAUUCCGAUAUACUCGUAAUUAUAGUCGUUACUUAAUGCUUUUCUCACGUGAGAUACUCAAAUCGAGCUUCUCGGCUGAGACUUGUCUUAAGAUAUGACAUAAUUCAGCUAAUAUUGCGAUCGCAAAAAAAAUCGCCAGUACCGUCUUCUUUACACUAAUAAUUUAAUAUGUAUAGUAAACAGGUAAUUUUAUACGAUGACGUGUUAAAUUGUACGAUAUGUAUCGUACUAACUUAAUAAUAGUACAAUCAGUGAAUAAAGAGAUAAUUUAUUUUUUAGUAAUUCACAGAAGAGAUUCAUUUUUCUGUUGGAUAUAGAAUAUUGCGAAACUCAUUGAGUUAUAAAUUAAAAGAGUUACAAAUUUUUUUUCAUUGAUUGCACACCAUCCUUUACACAUAAAAAUUAAUUUGUAAAUAAGCACAAUAAGGCGUCACAAAUUGGUUCUCCAGAUGAAUUUACUGAAUCGUAUGGUAAAUGGACAAAAAGCUGCAAUAUUUUUAUUUCAAUUAGUUUUAUAUCGCAUCUCCCGUCGAAUAAGAGAAUGUGUUUUUUUAACAAUUCCUAAAAGAUGCGUUUUCCUAUUAGAUACGUGAUGUCUUGCGAAAUCAUUCAUUGUUUAUUGGCUGUAUCGCGUCUCUAGGCAGAUCUCAGCUAAGAUAUUCCAAUUUAUGUAUUUCGUGUGAGGCAAGUUUUAAAUAACGACUAUAAAAAUACAGGUUUUAGAGAUUUACGGAAAUAAUGUAAAGCGAUAAAUUGCGAGUACAAGAAGAUUUAGGGAGCGUUUGUGAAUCAUUUUCUCUAGUGUGAAUUUGCGAGAAAUAGAGAUUUUCCAGAACUCUUUCAAGUUAAAAAAUUUUUACUUCUCACGAUUCACCUUAGAGGAAAGCAUUCAUGAUCGACUCCACAUAUUCAGCGUCACGUUUGGUAAUAAGUUGGUCGCACUUAAUGUACACUUCAUAUUAAUACAGUUUGAUUACUUUUUAUUUUUCGAUACAGUUUGAAAGCUAAUGUUCAAUGGGAGAACUUGUUUUUGAAUCAUUUUUAAAGGAUAAGUUCUUUCAUUGGGCAUCGUUUCGCAUUAUAUUAAAGUGUCCAAAUCAUGUUGAAACCGAGUAUAUAAUAAAGAAUAACAGAUUUUUUUCCUUUAUUUUUUUCUAUCAGGGAUAAAUAACUAGGGGCCAGUAGUUAGCCGAGCUGACAGUUCUGAAUUUUCGUUUACCGGUAAAAAUCGACGCAUUAUGUGUUUGAUAUCAAAUAGUGUCAGGAUAUGUGCAUCCGUAAGUUGCUCUUGAGCAAUCAAUGAUAAUUCAACAGAAAUUCUACUUCAUCUAUGCAGAUCUAUGCAAUGUACACGAAAACAUUUCUACCGGUUUCUUGAUUUGCGUUCCUGUCAGUAAUAAUUUAAGGUAAUUAAUCCCCUAUAAGUGUAGUUGAAGUUAGCGAAAUAAAAAUACUUUUAUUACCACUGA
Molecule: messenger RNA, 6623 nt
Organism: Odontomachus brunneus
Lineage: Eukaryota; Metazoa; Arthropoda; Insecta; Hymenoptera; Formicidae
Product: heat shock factor protein 1-like
Exons: 12
Coding region: 30-2174 (714 amino acids)
Biological process (GO): regulation of DNA-templated transcription
Molecular function (GO): sequence-specific DNA binding; DNA-binding transcription factor activity
Source: RefSeq, a predicted model, not a curated record